AUAUUCUCAUUCAGCCAUAAUAAUAAAAACCAUACACUUCCUUCAGAAAAAAAUAUAUACUUACAGAUAAACCGGAGACAUGGCGGCUUUUGCAAUUUUCCGGCUGCCGGAGGUGCUUAAUCCACCGACAACCACUGUCCACCACCGCAGCAAACUUGAUCAUCCAAACCACCCCAUCUCCAGAUGGAGGUCGAAAUGUAGAUGUAUGCAAAAUCCUGGUGAAAUACGAAGAACAAAGAGCCAGAAUUAUUACGAGUUGCUUGGGAUUUCUGUUGACUCCAAUCCUCCGAAAAUAAAAGAGUCCUACAGAAAAUUACAAAAGAAAUAUCACCCAGAUAUUGCAGGCCACCAGGGUCAUGAGCAUACACUAUUGCUGAACGAGGCAUAUACCGUACUAAUGAAGGACGAACUAAGAAAAAAUUAUGAUGCUUCUAUUGGCCAUGUACGAGUCGGGUUUGGAGGAGAUGCGUUGAAUAUGGGUUACAGCUCGUGGAAUGGACCCCUUCGACCCCAAGCGCUCUUUGUCGACGAAAAAGCUUGCAUAGGCUGCAGAGAAUGUGUGCACAAUGCCAGUAAUACAUUCGUAAUGGACGAGACUAUCGGAUGUGCCCGAGUCAAUGUGCAGUUUGGAGAUGAUGACACUAGCAUCGAGAUAGCAGUCCAAUCAUGCCCGUUGAACUGCAUCCAUUGGGUGGAGAGGGACGAGAUAGCCGUGCUCGAGUACCUUAAUAAGCCACAAGAGAAAAAAGGGUAUGGCGUAUUCGGACAAGGAUGGGAAAGACCUGCAAACGUAUUCAUGGCAGCCAAGACCUUCGAGAAGCAGCUAAAGCAAAAACAAGCUGAAUCACAACGAAAUCACGCAAGACAUGAUGUUGAACAAGAAACAGCAGCACAAGCAGAGGCUCGAGAAAGUGCGAGCUUAAAACUGAAAAUGGAGAGAUUUUCUGGAUUUUGGGAGUGGAUGAAGGGCAUCGUGGCGAAAAAAGAAGUACCUUCCUGAACAGAAGUCUCGAUUCGACAACUACAAAAAACCAAUACUUGCCACCAAAAAACAGAACAGCUAGAUACUUAAAUGAAUAUCAUGUAAUAUAGUAGUAAACAGCAAGUUCCAGGAGUAGGUUACUGCUGAUUUAAAUGUAAAUAUAUUCCAACAGUCCUUAGUCUACAAAAUCAACAUGUUCAUCAUGAUUAUUUGUUAGCUCUUUUGAGUUCGUAUAGUCAUCGAGGGUGCAUUUGGU
Messenger RNA from Cynara cardunculus var. scolymus (artichoke), 1238 nucleotides. RefSeq names its product chaperone protein dnaJ C76, chloroplastic-like. The record is from RefSeq and is a predicted model, not a curated record. NCBI's taxonomy places the organism in Eukaryota, Viridiplantae, Streptophyta, Magnoliopsida, Asterales, Asteraceae. Bases 80 to 1000 code for a protein of 306 amino acids. The transcript has 6 exons.